Oncorhynchus kisutch (coho salmon) is the source of this 1069-nucleotide messenger RNA. Its product is annotated as oxysterol-binding protein-related protein 11. The annotation marks the transcript as partial. The transcript is spliced from 4 exons. The record is from RefSeq and is a predicted model, not a curated record. NCBI's taxonomy places the organism in Eukaryota, Metazoa, Chordata, Actinopteri, Salmoniformes, Salmonidae.
ACCUCCUCUCUCCCUCUCUUCUCCCUGUCUUCACUGGCCACCACCCCUCCCCUCCCUCCUCCCCCUGGCUGUGUGGCUGGCUGGCAGGUCCUGUCCUGUCAGCCCGACCAGGCAGAGGGAGGCAGACCCAGGCAGGUAGAAGAUGUCCUUGUGUGUGACAUCAGAGCAUGGCGGUGUUAGCGGAGCAGGAGGAGGAGGAGGUACAGCAGGGAAGAAGCAGCGGUGUGGGUCUCCUCUACCCGACUGUUCUGGCUCCUCUGACUGCUGCUGCAGUCUCUUUCAGGCUACCUCCUCUUCCUCCACCUCCUUCACCACCUCCUCCUCCACCCAGGGCCGGACACUCAGCUUCUCCGUGCUCCCUCCUCCACUCAGCCACCGCCACCCUGCCCCGCCCGUCGCCUCCUCCUUCACCUCCUCCUCACCUGGUACCCAGAGAAAACCUCUCUACCCUGGGGUUGGAGGGGUCGUCACCAUCACCCAUCACAGAUCCCCUGCUGCGGCCCGCCGGGCCAGGACCCAGAACAACCAGAACUACCACCCUGCUCCAGGGAGGCUGAGCCAGGUCAAAGAGGUGAUGACCCAGGCAGAGGGCCAACAGAAGAACCUGGUUAACUCCAUAGAGUCCCUGCCCUCCCGUGGUCCUCUGUCCUCCUUAGACCAGGACCUUCUUCUCCUCAAGGCCACAUCAGCAGCUACCCUCUCCUGUCUGGGGGAGUGUCUCCACAUGCUGCAACACAAUGUCAGCCAGGCCGCGCAGCAUGUCACCCUGGGUCGGUCAGACAGCCAGGACCGGAGUCCCAUCCACAAACAGACGUUCAGCCAGAGUAACAGCAACAUCUCCAGUCAGACUCACAACCACAACCAGUUCAAGAAGCAGAUGAGCCUGGAUCCCAACCAUGUUCGCACCGCACCAUCAGACAGCUUCGCAGGAUGGUCUAGAUCUCCCUCAGAGAAGCAGGUGACCAGUAGAGGAGGGACACCUCUUCCACAUGUUCCCUCUCCAGCACACAUCAACAAGGAGGUGGUCAGCAACUCUGUGGUAAAGAAACACACCUGCUCUCUGUGUUGG